This is a messenger RNA of Pieris macdunnoughi, 1020 nucleotides long. The record is from the annotation of a GenBank genome assembly. Lineage: Eukaryota; Metazoa; Arthropoda; Insecta; Lepidoptera; Pieridae.
AUGGGAUUCGAUUAUUAUGGUAUACUAGGCGUGAAGCGUUCAUGCAGCCAAUUGGAGAUCAAAAAGGCAUACCGAAGGCUCGCCUUAAAAUACAAUCCCGAAAGAUACGACAAUGACGAAAACAUGCGCCGAAUAUUCGCCCUCAUCGGCGAAGCUUACGAGGUAUUAGUUGACCAUAAACACAGAGCAGUUUACGACCAGUACGGAGAAGAAGGCCUGAAGAAGGGAGUACCAGGGCCCCACGAAUACAUCCAGCCUUACUCCUAUCAUGGAGAACCUAUACGGACCUUCGAAGAGUUCUUCGGCACAACAAAUCCAUACGCAGAUCUUCUAGACUACUAUGAAGACCCCCCACCAAUGUUCGAUUCCCCCCUAGGUAAGGGUUACAAAGAAAAAGACCCUACAAUAGUCAGACCUCUUGCUUUAUCCCUUGAGGAGGUCUACAAAGGCGGCUUGAAGAAGAUGAAAAUACAACGCCUAGUUUUCACAGACGAGACAUGUUCCGAGCUGAAGCUGCGAGAAAAAGUCCUAUCAAUUCCCAUAAAACCAGGCAUAUACCCAAACACUGAGGUCCGUUUUAAGGAGGAAGGCGAUCAGGGGCCAACAAGGAUUCCAGCAGAUGUCAUUUUCAUAACAGAAGAUAGACCUCAUGAGCGCUUUGUCAGGUCAGGGCUGAGCGACCUCCUAAUGGUUCGUACUGUUACAUUGCAGGAAGCAUUGUGCGGUUUUAUGAUAGACAUCAGAACUUUGGAUGACAGAAUCUUGCACGUAAAAAUCUCCGAUGUGGUAACACCUGCGUAUGAGAAGAUCUUGGAAGACGAAGGCUUGCCUGUACCCGUAUGCCCCAACAAAGCGAAGGGUAAUUUGAUAAUACGUUUUCAAAUAGUGUUCCCAGAUUACUUGUCCAAACGUACUAAGAAGGCAUUUGAGGAAGCAUUUAGAGUCAGGGAGGAGGAAGAUGAGAAAUUUGCUAAAUUGAAAUGUGGUACUUUGUCUACGACUUCUUUCUAUAAACUAUGA